Messenger RNA from Cladocopium goreaui, 2444 nucleotides. Lineage: Eukaryota; Dinophyceae; Suessiales; Symbiodiniaceae. The record is from the annotation of a GenBank genome assembly.
GGCGUGGCCUUGUGCUCUGGGACGGGAGAGGCUAUGGCCGAGCCGGACCCGCUCACACAAUUGCCGGCGUGGAUGAAGGAAUUGUCCAGCAUCAUACAGCUUCAGCUGGAUCUGAUCGCCAGUAUGAAUCGCUCUGUCACUGAAGGGCAAAGAGCGCAACAUAUCAGUGCUAGCCCUACUGGCGAGUCUGAUUUGGAUGGUUUGCGGGUGAGAUUCGCCAGUGUCCAACAGACGUUGCAGAGCGGGCAGAUCAGUGAACAAUGUGAUAGUGAAAGUGGGAAAGGUGGGAAAGGCUUUGGGCUUCUCGGUCGCGAAGACCGGCCCUGUUUCGAGCGGCCAGACGUGUUCCCCAUGGCCUGCAUCAAGGAAGGUGACGAAAAUGCUGAUGCCACAGAUGCCGCAGAUGCCGCAGAUGCCACAGGCGGAUUCGGCGACAUCUGCGAGUUUCACGACGACGGCAGCCGUGGCAGUGGCAACCAUGGCAACCAUGGCCAUUUUGGUUUUAGCCAAGGCAUUCAGGGCAUUCGUGGCAACGCCGAUGUGAUGGAGAGUUAUGACAAACGAAUCAUGGAGUCAAUGGUGGUUGAAAAGGAAAACCGAUUUCCGAACGGACUUUUGAAUCCACGGUGGAUUGGCAAAUUGGGCUGGGAUUUUGGAGUCAUGUUCUUCGUCCUAAUGGAUGCCAUUGUCCUUCCUUUCCAGCUCACCUUCAAGAGCAAUGCGAACAGCGAUCAAAUGGAUACUUUUGAUUUGGGAUGGCUUUGGAUUACCACCUUGGUGUUUGCUACUGACAUCUUGCUGAGCUUCAACACGGCUGUGGAACGAGGAGAGAGGGAUCGCCAAUCUGGGAAGCAUGCUUUGAUUUUGGAUCGGUGUCAGAUUGCAAAGCUGUAUUUGCGCGGUUGGUUCAUCAUUGACUUCGGUAGCGCCGUGCCAUGGGCACAAAUUUCUGAGGCCUUUUACUCUGGAGAUUCAUCCCAACUCACCAGGCUCACCAAGGUAGUGAAAUUUGUGAGGCUGCUCCGAUUAGUGCGCAUGCUUCGCUUGGCCAAGCUGAAAACCAUUUGGGAAAGGAUGGAGAUUCGAAUCGGAUCCGUUUACAUCAUUCAAUGCAUUUCCCUCUUGCGGGUGUUGAGUGUGGUGGUGGCGAUGUGUCACUGGAGUGCUUGCCUCUUUUGGUUGAUUGGUCUGCCCCGGAACCUCUUCACCGAACUUAUGUCAGACGAAGAGCAAUUGGCUUAUGAAGCAGCACCUCAUUGGACGACAGUGUGGAGACGUCAUUCCAAUGAGCAGUCUGAACCCUGGCGAUGGCUGGAUCGUAGCAUUUCAGAGACAUAUGUUUUCUGCUUUUACUGGACACUUGGUGUCAUGCGAACUAUGCCAGCAGAAGUGACGCCAGUGAACUUGCCCGAGCGCGUCUUCGUUCUGAUUUUCAUGUUCUUUGCGCUGUCUGCCUUUGCCAUUUCCAUCGCUUUGAUCACCCAGAGCUUCUUCAAACUCUCGGAACGGAGGAAGACGUUCAACGAGGAGUACGUGGCACUCCGGCUGCACCUGCAGAAGACCAAGGUCUCCGAAGACGUCCAGGGCCGCGUCAAGGCGUAUCUGACGCACCUCUUCACACGCCGCCGCAUCCAGGCCAAGGAGGCGAAUCUGUUGAACGUGCUGCCGGAAAACCUUCGUGAGGAAGUCUUCCGAUGCCAAGCGUCGCACCACAUGUGUCUUCAGUUGCCCGUGAUGUCCAGCUUCAGACGCUCCCAGCGUCUACGCCUCGCGGCUGCUGCAGCAACCUGCGACUUCAUGCCUGGCGAAACCGUGGUGCAGAAGGGCGAGAUCAUUGAUGCAGCUUGGAUUCUCAUGACCGGGCAGCUUCAUCAGGAUGGCUGGGACAUUGAGGAAUUCCCUACAGUGGUCCACGCUGAGUGCUUGGGACAAUUGGAACAUGAAGCGUGCGAAUAUUCCGAAGGCAAAGUGGUCGCCACAGAGAUGUCGGAGGUUUUGAAGGUGGAUAAGGCCAACUUCUUGCGAAUUGCCAAGAGCUUCUCUGGGAACAAGGAACACGUCGAUCCUGUUCGUGGAACCCGCAGACCCGAGUUAAAGCGUUCCAUGAGUGGCAUUAGCGACGACCGGGGGCUUCGAGAUGGCAGUGAUGAAAUGAACAAUAGCAUGAUGAGAGCCACCGUGGCGGUGAUGUCUACCAGCUAAAGCAGCGCUAAAGCAGCGCUAAAGGGCCAAAAGCAGCGCUAGAGCACAGAUCAAUGUGACGAUCUGUCAGAGAUGUGUCAGACGACGCAUAUUCUGAGGGCCUGUGCCUCGAGGUUCCCCAAGGGCCCCAAGGGCCCUGGCUGUGUUAUGUUUGCAAUGAUGUACAGACUUUUUUUUGGGGUUAUUAUUUUUUUGCAGCACUCUGUCAGACUGCGUCACCGAAUCUAUAACCUUCUCUGGAC